Messenger RNA from Megalopta genalis, 966 nucleotides. The record is from RefSeq and is a predicted model, not a curated record. NCBI's taxonomy places the organism in Eukaryota, Metazoa, Arthropoda, Insecta, Hymenoptera, Halictidae.
ACAUCGUAGCCAUGUCAUCAUAGCGACAGCAAACGUUCAUUAGUAGACUAAACCAUGUCUCCAAGUUUCACGACACUUCUGUUCCUCGGGGCGAUUGCCUUCGUGAACGCAGAUGCACCCGAAAAAUUAGUAGGCGCUACCGAUGCGCAACCCGGUGAGUUUCCCUACAUGGUGUCCCUUAGAAUAGGGGGUAGUCAUGUAUGCGGUGGUUCCAUUAUCGGCAAGUACCACGUCCUCACCGCCGCGCAUUGUGUGAAUGCCCUCCUUCAAGCGUCCGAUGACGUAUCUGUCGUCAGUGGCACUAUCUACCUUGACCAAGGUGGCGAGUUCCAUCGUGUGGCUAACAUGGUUACCCAUCCGAGCUAUAACCCCAACAGUCAACCGAACAAUGACGUGGGAGUAAUCAAGCUUGCCGAUCCGAUAAAUUUCAACACGUUGCAACAAGCUGUCGCUCUUCCCACCAGCGAUCCACCUGCUAAUAAUUACGCCAUCGUGUCCGCAUGGGGCGAGACAUCCUCACCACCUUAUGGCAGCCUGUCUAAUACGUUACAGUACCUGUACCUUCACAUGAUCAGCUUCAGCGAAUGCGCUCAAUUCAGUAAUCUGGACGUUUCGAGGAGCGUGAUCUGCACGUAUAAUGGCCUCAACAGCGGCCUAUGCCCCGGUGACAGUGGCAGCCCCCUCGUCUACAACGGUCAAGUAGUCGGCGUUGUAUCUCGUGGCAUCCCAUGCGCGCGUGGCGAACCCGACGUUUUCACUAGCGUCUACGAUACACUGGAUUUCAUUCGCGGAGCCAUGGAAUAUUAAUUUAAAAACCCUGAUUUGAACGUUGCAUAACACUUCAUAAACACACAUGUUCGAUCAAUGCGUGAAUGAACCGUGAAUAACGCGUAAGUUAAAUACAGUUGUCCUGCUCUUAAUUUAAUGUAAAUUAAUACACGUGAAUAAAGAAUAGAAUAGAAAGUA